GAGUGUGACUCGUGGCGUCACGUUUCCUCCCGUAUCCUAUUCCACGUUGGCGACCUUUCAUCUUCUCUGCGCGUCCCCUCAAAUCUUUCUCUCCAUAUAUAUACAAAGAAUCCACCGAUCCUUCUUCAGAACCUUCUCAUUCGAGAAAAUCUGACGGAAUCGAACCUUCAGCAACCAUGUCGACUAACCCAACCUCGAAUCCCAUCGAAUCGAGCCAGAAGAAGCCAUCGGUGUACCUCCAGAACAUGGAUGAGGUCGAGAAAGUAUUCAACCGCUUUGACACCAAUGGCGACGGCAAGAUCUCCGAGUCGGAGCUCGGUGCCGUCCUCAGCUCCCUCGGUACCGCAUUCGCAGACGAGGGAGAACUUCGUCGUAUCAUGGCAGAGCUGGACUCUGAUAACGAUGGCUUCAUCUCCCUCCCCGAGUUCGUGGCCUUCUGCAGCUCCGGCUCCGAGGACGGUGGCUCCUCCGAGCUCUUAGACGCCUUCCGGCUCUAUGACCAGGACCAGAACGGCCUGAUCUCCGCUGCGGAGCUCCACCUCGUGCUCAACCGCCUCGGCAUGAAGUGCUCCAUUGAGGACUGUCACCGGAUGAUAAGAUCCGUCGACUCCGACGGAGACGGUAACGUCAACUUCGAGGAGUUCGAGAAGAUGAUGAGCAACACAAACAAAAGUAACGGCUCCGCCCAGUAGAAUUAUGAAUCAACGGUUGCGGACGGGUGGAGUGCAGCAGUCUCUACUCGCAGAUCGAUAUGAGCCCAAGCUGGCAUGCCAACUAAAAAAUGAAACAUGGCAUAUCAAUGGAUGGGCGGGAGAGAAAAUGUUGGAUUUGUGGAACGUUGGCGCAAGAGAAUGCUUAAAAUGAAACGGUGUGUUUUCAUAAUUUGCCAUAUAUGGUACAUUUCAAGAACAGAGAAUCUUGUUUUCCACUCCAUGGUCCCAUUCUCCUUCGAGCUCCAUCUCCUCCCCCAUAUCCUUCAUUCCUAAUCCUAAUUUUUCGUCCAAUAGUCCUUUUUUCUCCUCCUCUAUCUCCUCCAUCCCUAACUCCCAAACAUAUGGUUGAUUUGUUUGUUCUAAAACGUGCAGUUAUUCCUAACUUUCAACAUCAAAUAGAGGACUUUUCUCUUUUAGUGGCAUCAUAUUGUAUCAUAAUUUUUGGUUAUUUCUAAUAAUGGGUUUUUCCUAAGAGUCUAAUAUUGGGAUUUCUUAUUGUAACCCCUUUACUCUCUUUGUAUAAGCUAUUUCUCUAUCACAAGUGAAAGUAUUUAUCAAUAAGAUUGGAGUAUCGUUACUAUUGA
Carya illinoinensis is the source of this 1297-nucleotide messenger RNA. RefSeq names its product probable calcium-binding protein CML27. The transcript has 2 exons. Bases 177 to 692 code for a protein of 171 amino acids. Lineage: Eukaryota; Viridiplantae; Streptophyta; Magnoliopsida; Fagales; Juglandaceae. Gene Ontology annotation, molecular function: calcium ion binding. The record is from RefSeq and is a predicted model, not a curated record.